AAUACAUAUAAUACUGUAUUUAAACAAUUAUCUAACUGUGUGUUUGUACUGUAAUUUUGUCAAUCAAUGUCUCAUUUUGCAUCACUUAGAGUCAGCAAUAGUACCGGUAGAUAUUGUUGUCUAUUGUUGGCCACAACGUUUGGCUCAACAAACUAUUGGCUGCGACAACGGCAACAACAAACUGGACACAAAUCCAGACAACAGUGCUCUUCAUCGUCGUUGUCCUCGUCAUUAUCAUCGCCACUAAGAUUAUGGACAACUGUUGGCCACCACCAACAGCAACCAUCACCACUGUCAUCCGAGUUUCUAUUGAGAAGUGCACUGUUGGCUAACGGAAGCCCACCGGGUGCUGGUAGUGGCGGCAGUGGCAGUGGCGGUAGUGGCGGUAGUGGUAGUGGCGGCAUAGGCAGUGGCGGUAGUGGCGGUAGUGGCGGUAGUGGCGGUAGUGGCGGUAGUGGCGGUAGUGGCGGCAUAGGCAGUGGCGGUAGUGGCGGCAGCGGUGACGGUAGUAGUGACAGUGAUAGCGGUAGCAUUGAUAAUGGUGACCAACCGUUUUACGGCAAAUGGUUUGCACCGUUUGUCGGCCUCAAACUGUGGCCAUUGCACUGCGAUAUGGAUUCGUUUCCCGACGACUACGACGGCUACGCACCAAUGGUAGCAUUGGGUACUAUUGUUACCGAAUCGGGACUGAUUGUUACCGCCAACAAUGAGAUGGAAAAAUGCAAUAUCGUAAUCGUUAGCUUAUGGGACGGCAGCGAAUUAGAGGGUCGGGUAGUCUACAGGGAUACUACCAAUAAUUUGUGUGCCAUCAAAAUACAGGGUCCCGAACAGCGUAACGAUUUUCCAAACAUUAUGGGCCGAUUGUCUACUAAAGAUUUGCGGGCCGGCGACCAAAUCUAUGUGGUCGAUACACUGCAGGCCGGUUACGGCUACUUUCCCAAUGUUAGCGAAGGCAUUAUCAAUACUGUACGCACCAUCAACGAUAUGGCACCGAAAGCCAACCCUAGCUGGCAGUAUGUACAGCACUCGGCCUACAGUACACGGGCGGGCGGUGCCGUCAUCGAUACCGAUGGCAAAGUGAUAGGUUUCAAUCAGUAUGUCUAUCCACAGAAUGUUGCAAUGUGUCUAUUGCAUAUCUAUUUGAAAAGAUUUAUCGAAGAAUAUACGAAAAAUAUGUUCAAAACAUACGGUCUGAUCACCAGUUGGUACGACCACAACGACAGACAGCGGUACUUAGAUCUGGGUGUACCAAACGAUCGGCUGGUCGACUAUUCCGGUAUUAUGAUUACCAGUGUUAUACGUAACACACAGCAGGGACAGCCUAAUGUCAAUGUCCAACAAUUUGAUAUUAUCACACAUCUGAAUGGCAUUAGAGUACAAUCGAUGGACGACUUGUAUCGGGCCAUAGAUUUGACGCCCAAUUUUUUCAUGACCAUAAACGAGGGCCACAACUCUGGCAAACCUAAUACCGGUGUAGUAAUGACCAAACAGAUUGAAACGCCGGCUGUUUUGGUUUAAAAGUAGGACUUUAAUAGUA
Molecule: messenger RNA, 1537 nt
Organism: Oppia nitens
Lineage: Eukaryota; Metazoa; Arthropoda; Arachnida; Sarcoptiformes; Oppiidae
Product: serine protease HTRA4-like
Exons: 4
Coding region: 67-1518 (483 amino acids)
Biological process (GO): proteolysis
Molecular function (GO): serine-type endopeptidase activity
Source: RefSeq, a predicted model, not a curated record